Molecule: messenger RNA, 4250 nt
Organism: Oncorhynchus tshawytscha (Chinook salmon)
Lineage: Eukaryota; Metazoa; Chordata; Actinopteri; Salmoniformes; Salmonidae
Product: extended synaptotagmin-2
Exons: 23
Coding region: 179-2791 (870 amino acids)
Biological process (GO): lipid transport
Molecular function (GO): lipid binding
Source: RefSeq, a predicted model, not a curated record
AUAACCGAAAACGAAUAACGAAAGUGUGCUGUCAUUUUGGUUCAUUUGCAGCUCAUUGGCCACUGAGCAGGUUGACAGGUCGACCAACUCAGGUGAGCGCUUUGCUCCGAACUAUGAUUCAAUCAAUCGAAAUCUUUCCUCGGCCGCUGUGGUUGCAACAUUUUGACAGUGAGUGGAAAUGAGAAGAGCGGUGGCGGCAAAGAGUGGAGCUCAAGGAAAGGAGCCUGGAAAGACAACUUCCACAGGACCAACAACGGCCAGGGAAAAUGGACCGAGUUUACCAACAACCCCGAUAUCUCCAGUCAGCCCCACGACACCAAUAAUAGCCCCGGUGGAUCUGAAAGAUGAGCCACAGUCUCCCGUCACAGAUGCCACUCAGAUGUUGAUAAAAUGUGCCAAGUCCUUCAUCGUUAUUUUCCCCAUUUAUGUGUUGGGAUAUUUUGAUUUCAGUUUCAGUUGGGUUUUAGUAGGGCUUACCAUCUUUUUCUGGUGGAGAAGACAUCAAGGCCACAAAAACAACAGACUGACCCGUUCCCUGGCAUUCUUGGAGCAUGAAGAUAAAACUGUCAAACAAAGUUUGGCGACCUCUGAGUUGCCACCAUGGGUUCAUUAUCCAGAUGUGGAGAGGGUGGAAUGGCUCAACAAGACAGUGAAACAGAUGUGGCCGUACAUCUGUCAGUUUGUUGACAAGCUAUUCAGAGAGACCAUCGAGCCGGCUGUGAAGGGGGCUAACGCUCACCUCAGCUCCUUCUGCUUCACCAAGAUCGACAUGGGGGACAAGCCACUAAGGGUGAACGGGGUCAAAGUGUACACUGAGAAUGUGGACAAACGACAGAUUAUCAUGGACCUGGAGAUUAGCUUUAUUGGAAAUACAGAGAUUGAUGUUGACAUCAAGAAAUACUACUGCAGAGCUGGUAUAAAAAGUAUACAGCUUCAAGGUGUCUUGAGGGUCGUCAUGGAGCCCUUGCUCGGAGACAUGCCAUUGAUCGGAGCCCUAGCUGUCUUUUUCCUGAAGAAGCCUUUUUUGGACAUAAACUGGACAGGCCUCACAAAUAUGCUGGACAUUCCAGGCUUGAAUGGCCUGUGUGAUAACCUGAUCCAGGACAUCAUCUACAGCUACCUGGUCCUGCCUAACCGCAUUACCAUUCCUCUGGUGGGAGAGGCUCAGCUCUCUCAGCUUCGCUUCCCAAUACCUAAGGGCGUCCUGAGGAUUCACUUCCUAGAGGCCCAGGACCUGUUAGCUAAGGAUGUGUUCCUGGGAGGGAUAAUAAAGGGCAAGUCAGACCCGUACGGGGUCCUUCACAUCGGCAACCAGCUGUUUCGGAGCAAGGUGAUCAAGAAGACCGUCAAUCCCAAGUGGCACGAAGUCUAUGAGGCUAUGGUGUAUGAAAACUCAGGACCACAGAACCUGGAGAUAGAGCUGUUUGAUGAGGACACUGACCAGGAUGAUUUCUUAGGAAGGUUAUUGAUAGAUAUCGCUGAACUUCAGAAGGAACAGAAAAUUGAUGAGUGGUUUGUCUUGGAGGAAGGGGAUACCGGAAAGCUGCACUUAAAACUGGAGUGGCUGUCUCUGCUUCCCACUCGUGAAAAUCUUGAUCAGGUGCUGACCAGCAACAAGGUUGAUAAAGGACAGGCUAAUGCUGACCUGUCGUCUGCCCUGCUGGUGGUCUUCCUGGACUCAGCAAGGAGCCUCCCUUCUGGUAAAAAAGUGGCCAGCAUCCCGAAUCCUUUUGUCCAUUUCACAGUCGGGCACAAAACAUACGACAGCAAGACGAGGUAUAAGACCAACGAGCCUGUAUGGGAGGAGGCCUUCCCUUUCCUCAUCCACAACCCAAAAUGCCAAGAGCUGAAGAUUGAGGUAAAGGAUGAGAAACAUGAUUGUUCCCUGGGGAUUCUGAGCCUGCCCCUAACCCGUCUCCUAGAGGCUGAGGACAUGACGCUGCACCAACGCUUCGAUCUCAAGAGCUCUGGGACUAGCUCCACCAUCAAGAUGAAGAUGGCACUGAGGGUUCUGUGUCAGGAGAAGUUGCAGGUUCGUAAGACCAGCACAAGUAACCCCAUCCCCGUGAAGAGCCCGCCCGUCGCCGAACCCCCAAACCCUGUCCCUAUCACAGACCUCUCACGCUCUGUGGCCGCCUCAACCCAGGAGCUCCACAGGAGAGGGGGGGGUGGCGAGCCCUACUCAGGAGGCCCGGUAGGCAUCGGCCUAGCCGACACAGGCAGGAGCACCUCCAACCUGGCCAUCUCUGGCUCUCACAAACACCUGGCCCACUUUGGGUCAACUGUCAGUAUCGCCUCGGACAUCUCCAACCCGUAUGCCACACAGGAGCUCCAGCAGAGGCUGAGCGAGUUGCAGAAUGGCUCAGCCGGUCAUUUGCCCCUGGGUGAGGUGCAAUUGACUGUCAGACACAGCCCUCAGAGGAACAAGCUCAUUGUGGUUUUGCAUGCCUGCCGAAACCUGAUUGCGUUCACAGAUCAUGGGUCGGAUCCGUAUGUACGGCUCUAUCUUCUACCUGACAAGCGAAGGUCUGGGAGGAGGAAAACCCACACGCACAAGAAGGACCUGAACCCUGUUUACGAUGAGAUAUUUGAGUUUGGCGUGUCGGUCGUGGAGUUGCACAGGAGGACUCUGGAUGUGGCGGUAAAGAACGGAGGAAAUAUAUUUUCCAAACACAAAGGGCUGCUGGGGAAGGUGCUGGUGGAUUUGACUCACGAGGAUAUCGUCAAGGGAUGGACACAAUGGUAUGAGUUGAGUGAGGAUGGUCUGAGAAAAACUCUCCAGCAGCUGUAGACUACACUGUGAGAGGUAGAGGAGGACCUAACCAAGUCUUCACCAACGUGGCAUUGCCACUAGGGCCCUACUGUAAGUGUCAAGCAGUGUCUAUAGAGUAGUGCUGUUUUAGGAUAAGUUUUGCUUUUUGGAUAACAACGAAUACAAUUACAUAGUUAGGUGUGAAAUGAUCCUAGAUCAGCACUCCUACUCUGAGACACUUGGCAUAUACGGCCCCUGAGCAAACGUAUUUGCCUUUUUCAUACAAUUGCUUUUAAAUCCAUUAACAACUUUUUGGGGGGUUUUCCCUUUUUUAAAUUAUCGUUUAUUUACAUGACUUGCAAUUGUAAAAAAAAAAAUAUACAUUUUGAUAUUCACAUCAGUUGCAUCGUUAUCUCUCCCCACUUAGAAAUGAUCCAGUGCAAUAGUAAGAAAGGGAGUAUGUGUUCAAACUAAUUCUACAUUUUUUAAAAUCCAUAUUUUAAAAUAAAAUGAUUGAGGACUGUAACAAAAUAUAUAUUUUCUUGCUACGGCUGUUACAGCAGGUUUUUCUGCCUUGUUUUAUGUCGGGAAUGUACAACAUAUGAAUAUGUAAAUAUGUACAAUGACAAUGAGGACUAAAGAGAAGGUUUAUUAUAAUGUUUGUAGUGGAGGGUUUUGCUUGGUCACAAUGACUAUUUUAUAAUUCAACAAACUACAUGCAAACUAUAUCAGAGCUAAGUUGAACUACGACCCGUCUAUCCUCUAAGGGAAAUAGUAUAUAUAUGUAUAUGUAUAGUACUUCGCCACCAAAGAGACAAUGAAAUGAAAUACUUGUCUGUGGGGUUUUAACUAAACCAAAUAUGUUUGCACACUAUUCGUUUAGGCAUGUUUAAAAUCUUUCAAAGCAUCAGCAUAGUGUUAACAGUAAUAAUAACAGAACUUGGCUGACUUAACCUCACAGUGAUAUUCCAGCCUUCUUCAAAUCAUUGUGGUUUAUGAUAAUUGAUUUCCCAACUCUGAAAUCACGACAGUUGAAAUAUAUUUAUCAUGGUUGUUGUCAAUAAAUGCACCAGUCUUCAUGUUUUUGUUCUACGAACACAUUUCAGCAUGCACAUCUUAUUCAACACUUCUCUUUACUGCAAUCGCUUGCAAAAAACACACGUUGUAGCUGUGAAAUUAUCCUAGAUCAGCACUCCUACUCGGAGACACUUGGCAUAUACGCCCCCCUCACCUUUUAUUGAUUAUGUCACCUGUACCUGGAUAUCUGUAACACAUGUAAACACUCUGUUAUGACUUUAUUGAUCUAGUUACCAUAGUAAUGAUGUAUCAUAAUGAAAGCAUUUUUAGAUUGUACCAUGUUUAAGCUGUAACAUAGUGGCUUGUAGCCUAAUGUAUCAGUUCUGAUGUGUUCUCAUAUUUCUGCAACCUCUGUCCUUUUUUUAAAAAGUAGUUGUAUGCGUACCUACAGGUAACUGCCAAAAUAAAGAAACCGCCAACA